This is a messenger RNA of Anopheles funestus (African malaria mosquito), 4801 nucleotides long. RefSeq lists its product as uncharacterized. Gene Ontology annotation, biological process: regulation of transcription by RNA polymerase II. Bases 302 to 4561 code for a protein of 1419 amino acids. The record is from RefSeq and is a predicted model, not a curated record. Lineage: Eukaryota; Metazoa; Arthropoda; Insecta; Diptera; Culicidae. Gene Ontology annotation, molecular function: DNA-binding transcription factor activity; RNA polymerase II cis-regulatory region sequence-specific DNA binding. The transcript has 2 exons.
AAAGAAAAAAAGUUGUGAAUUGUUUAUGUGGGUGCAAAUCGUGUGUUUGUAAGAAAACUUUAUUACUUGAACACAUUAAGUGUUAAGCUGUGUACAGCACAGGUGCAGUGAUUCAUCUCGAAAUAUUGGAUUACCGUUUCAAUGCCGUGUUUAUGCAUACAAUGAAUCAACACUUAACAGCACCGCCAUAAGAACAGUCUUACGGGCCGUCAACAGUAGUGCAGCGAUGUCCUGUUGCGUGUGUGUUUAUUGGGAAGAAAAAUAGCCGCUUCUAGCUAAUUGAUAACCGGACGCCCCAAAAAUGGAUAUCUUUCAAAACCAAUGUAGCGAAAGCUUGGGCUUUGAUUCCAUGCUUUCAGCAAAUCAUCUCAACUCUCCGCUGCACGAUUCACCCGGUUCACCCAAUCCGCUCAACUUUGCACCCUCCUCGCCCUACUUUGCGUCCAUCUCGCAACAGCUGGCCGGUGGCCACACCAGCGGACCAAAUGAUGUCAUUCUGCCGAGCAUUUUCGUAAAGAUUCCCACCCAAAUCAAUCAGCAGUACCAGCAGGAGACACGCUUACGUUCCCACCAUAGUACAUCGAAUGAAAUCAAAAGUGAAGAACGUUCGGAACCGAUCAAGAGCGAAAUAGCAGACACACGGGUAAAGCUUGCCAGCAUAAACAGCUCCGAACGGUUGCCGGAUGUGAUCGAUAGCUAUCUGAACGACACGCUCGACGUAGGGCCGCAACCGGAAACACCGAUACUGCUGUGCGAGUAUUGUCCCUUUGCGACCCUUUCGGAGACGCGUCUAAACGACCACAGGCGGGAGAGACAUCCGGCGCGUGAAAUGACAGCAGCGGAAAAGCUUCCCUGUCCCGUGUGCGACAACGCAUUCUACAAGAAACCUGCCCUAAAGCUGCACCUUUCCGAAGAUCACGAAAUGUUACCGAGCGAAGUGGAAGAGCUGUGCAAUCGUGCAGCAGCACAUCCACCACCACAACAGUCCACCAUGAUCGAUAGACCGUGUGACGUUCCCACUGCAAGGAAUGAAACAAAUGCGACCAGCACCAGCCAAAUGCCACCAAAUUCGGCUGCACCGCCAACACACAACAAAAGCCGAAUCUACAUCAAGAACGUACAGUUGCUUAAAAAGCCGGACGUUAUCGCACAGGAAACUCGGCAAGAAAACGUCGUUUCGCAGCAGGCCCAACAAUUGCUUUCGACCGAGCAGGAACCGUCCGCUGUAGCGCACGGUACGCUGCAGGACACACAUCAGCUUUCCCUUGGGGAAGAUAUCUUACAGCACGAUCAGGUGCUUGAAUUGCCGCACAAUACCACCCAGCAGCAGCAGCCAUCGGCAAGCAAUGGGAAUAAAAUAUUUAUUCGUAAUGUAUCGCUGCUACAAAAUGUGAACUUUGUACCAUCGGCAGAAAACAUUCUUACGAACGGGAGCAAGUACAAUGCGGCAUCCUACAUGAACAUGGACUGUACGAACGAUCCGCUAAACAAUGGUUACAGUUUGGCACAGGCUGCACCCUCCAGCUCCGCCAGCCAGUCAAGGGGUAGUCGCAUAUACAUAAAAAAUGUUGACAUACUUCGCAAUCCACUGAUAUCGUCGCUUAACGAACCGGUUCCGAACUCGAGCGCUUCAACGCACGCGUCGACGUUUAACGAAUCGAUCACCAGUAGGGCCAGCAGCUGCGAAAGCAUUAUCUGUACGUCAACUCCACCGGCAUCAAUGGAACAGCAGCCGGUUGUAGCUGAACCAUCGCUUUCCACUUCGAGCGCCAGCUUGUCCCAGCAGUUGGUACCGACACCGUGCGAUCAAUCGCUGCUGAAUGGUACCGAGGUAAGCUACACCAUUGGGUCAGCGAUGGAAAAUGCACCCCGAACGCUACCGCUAACCGUCGAUCAGGGUUCGCAGAAUUUGCUAAUGUUGUUUUCCACCUCGCUGGACGGUGGUGGCGGUGGUGGUGGUGGUACUGGAACUGACGAGUCGAACGUUUCCUAUCUGACCGAUAGCACAGGUACCAAUGCUGUACCGAACGCCCUGAUGGGAACGACAGAGUAUGAUACACAUCUGGCUACACCGGCGGCCAAUACCUGCGAAGUGCCACAGCAACAGCAGAGAAAGAGUAAAAUAUUUAUCAAAAACAUAAGCGUACUAAAGCAACCGACGAUACAUUUAAAAUCGGUCGAUGAAGUUAAUCUAAUGACGUACGAUGAGUUGCAGCUGCAAAAUAUGCUACCCUCCGUUGGUGUGCCGCAAGGAUCGAUCGGUAACGGUAACGGUAACGUAACGACAGCCACAUUAGUUCAAAACCAAGAAGCACACGAUAGCCACGAACUGAUGGGCGCGACGGAACGGAUGGAUAAACCGUUCGGUGAAAUCAUUGAGCUGGACUGCCAAAGUCAUCCGGCACAGGACGAUGCAAUGGAUGGUUAUCAUGAGUCCGAUCUGGGCUAUGGAGAACUCGGCGAAGUGUGUGAUUUUACCGAAGGUUUCAACGAUCGUGAUGAUCCCGGUGGAGGUGGACCGGGGCUAGUGGUGGACACGGGAGUAUCUGCAGCAGGUAACGAAAGCAACACCAACGGUAUGAUUGGCGAUACGACACACUGUGAACCGAUUCCUACCGGUUAUACCAACGACAUUAUUCUGCUGCAGGAAGAAUCGGAUUCCAAUCGUAAGAUAACACCAAACCACGACUGGGGAUCGAUCGAAACCGGUGAUCCAUGUCUCGUGCAAGACAUUCUGCAAGAACCACUCGAUAGUACGGAAAUGCACAACGAUACGGAUGCUACCGUUUGUCCCCGAAGGGAGGAAGAGUUGCUAUUUGCAACAACCACCGAAGCACAAGUGAUCAAUCUUGAUCCUCCCGGUGAGUUCCAAUCGGCGGUGGAUGGUGAAGCAUUUACACCGUCCGCUGCGGAUCAACCGUUGUCCUCCGAUCAGCAGGUAACGAUCGUUUCGGACGGUUUAACACCUUCCGAAGAGGAACCAGCGGUAUUGAACACCGCCAAAGAGUCCGAUCGUCCACGAACACGCGGUCGUCCAAAGGGAGCCAAACAGACGGGUAUAACGAAGCUAAAGAAACUUUACUCCAAUCUUACCGCCGAAGAGGAAGGUUACAAAUGUGACCUACACGAAUGUGGCGUACGCUUUCGGCAAGCGGAUCGUCUCGAGUAUCAUCGCAAAUGUCACGUCGCGGGGGACGGUACAAAUGCUAUCCAUUGUCCGGAGUGUGGUUCACUGGAGUUUCGCAACUGGAACACACUGCAUACGCAUUUGUGGCGCGAGCAUGAGAUCGAUAUGGAGCUGUACGCGUGCCAUCUGUGUAGCUUCAAAACGCCCGUUCUCUGUCGGCUUAACAAUACACACAUGAAGAUACAUUCGGAGGAGCGUAAUUUUAAGUGUGCGAUUUGUGGCAAAGCGUUCAAAAACAAUAAGCAACUGCGCAACCAUCGACGGUGGCACCGGGAACCGCAACAGCAGCAAGCGGAUGUUCCGGUGCCGAUGGACGAGCGGCCAAAGCAACCGGAACAACCGGUCGAUACUCCUGUACCGGUUUGUCCACCUACGGACGAACCAUCCGAUAAGCAGAAAGUGUCCAAAUCCGCACAGCUAACGAUGAAAUGUGUCAAGUGUGGUUUACGGUUUGCCGGCAAACGGCAGCUACGUGCACAUAUGGACGCAAAGCAUCCGACCGAUGCGGGUGAACAGAUGGCCGAAAGCGGUACUAGCAAGCAUCGGUGUCUACUGUGCGGUAUGGUAUUCCGCACGCGCUACCUACUCCAGGCACACGCAGCCAAACAUUCGGACGAGAAGCGAUUCAAGUGCGAACACUGCGAGUACACGACGAACGAUCACAACGCUUUCCGGCGGCACAAGAUGCGCCACAGUACAAAAGGUGGCCAUAUGUACAAAUGUAGCUACUGUGAUUACAGCAGCAUCCAGAGCACGACCUACCGGAAGCACCUGGAGCGGAUGCAUGCGGAAGUUGCUUCGGCACUACUAUACAAGUGUGCCAAAUGUCCGUUCGUGUCGAUCAGCGAAACAAAGUACCAGCUGCACCGGACGAAACACGAUGCUUCGGACGGUACCGAUGAUCGGCUGCAGGAGCAAGCGAAGGUGACCGAACUGCCGGACCAUACGAUCGAGGAGUGUGACUCUGAUCAACAGCAACGGCAAUGCGAGAGCGUUAACUCGGACGUGGUAAUUGUGGAGCAGCGUGAGCCGAACGUCAUCGAUGCACCACUGAUGGAGUUGGAAACGACGGGCGGCAUACAGAUCAUACAGCAUCCGAUCAUCCGGCCGGCAAUGUUUGCGAACAAUUUCUCCAAGGUGGAUAACUUUUACGGCUAUCAGCCGCACGAUCAGUCGAUGAUCGUGACACCUCUCCGUGGUAUGUGUCCGCUGCAAGUGUCGGGCGGUGGUAAUUUAGUCGGUACAGUGCCAACAACGACCGUCGUUCCUGUUGCCUCAGUACAUCAGUUACCUGAGCAGCAGCAGCAGCAACAGCAUCAGUAUGUUCAUCUCGGUAGUGCUGCAGACGAUGUUAUUAUGAGGGAUCUGAACUGAACCGAUGUAGUACAUGCUAGUCUAAUAACAGGUAAGUUCCUCUGUUAGCUAAUGUGAUAUAUGGAAGGAUAGACCGCGGAAGAAAACAGUGCCAUCCGAACUAUUUGUUUGUUCUGUACUUUAGGGAUGAAGCAAACUAUCCUUCUUUGAAAGCAUAUUGUGAAUAUCCUCUUAAUGAAUAAAGCCGGUUUUUUUUUUAUAAAAGUACACUAUCGUUGUGACAUGAAAUUGAGUUACAGU